AUGAAUCGGAAGAGAGAAAAACACCAUAAGAGUCUCAUGGAUGACUACUUCUGUGAAAGACCACUUUAUCCCUUAGUGGACUUUCAUAGGCGGUUCCGUAUGAGAAAAAAGCUUUUCUGUUGCAUCUUGAAUGAUGUUGUUGCAUAUGAGCCAUACUUUAACCAGAAGAUAGACGCUUGUGAACGACAAAGUCUAUUUCUAGAGCAAAAGCUAACAGCAAUUUUUCAAAUGCUCGCAUAUGGAUGCUGGGUAGACUCCACCGACGAGUACUAUAGAUUGGGUGAAUCUACAGCCCUUGAAUAUUUGCGAAAGUUUUGUUCCGUUAUUGAAGCCGUGUAUGGCCAGUGGUACCUCUGUUCCCCAAAUCCGGCUGACCUUUACAAGCUCUUGCACAAGGCUAGUCGCAGAGGAUUCCCAGGCAUGUUAGGCAGUCUUGACUACAUGCAUUGGGAAUGA
This is a messenger RNA of Prunus dulcis (almond), 456 nucleotides long. RefSeq lists its product as uncharacterized. NCBI's taxonomy places the organism in Eukaryota, Viridiplantae, Streptophyta, Magnoliopsida, Rosales, Rosaceae. The transcript has a single exon. The coding region runs from base 1 to 456 and encodes 151 amino acids. The record is from RefSeq and is a predicted model, not a curated record.